AUGGAGUUGACAAACAAGCCACGCUCCUGCCAACAGCUCACAUAUCCGCUACAAUUGCAGCCCUGGUAUCACUUCGAUGACGAAGAAGAAAAAGAACAAGAGACCCCGCUCGAUGCAGACCAAUAUGGCGAUUGUCACGUGUUGAAGCCACAGCGAUUGGCCUCGUCACUGAAGAUAGAGAGGCAACGGAAUUUCCGUCCUUCUAUUCGUCUCAAGGUGGCUUACAAUGCUGCCACGCUGCCACAAAGUCUGCCAUCGCUACUAUCACCUCUGUCCCACCAGCAAGAACUACAACCACCACCUCAACAACAGUUCGGUGGACAACUGGGGAUGCAGCUCAAUUCGCAGUACUCGGACAUCCCAGCAGAUUCGGCCAGUUACUAUCUACGCCCAGUAUCUUUUCCGUCAACGCCAAUGUCAAUGCCCCAGGUAGUUGCGACAUCGAUGGACUACUUUCCUGAAGGCAUUCCAGCUCUUCAUAGUGCACACACUCCAAUGCCGACACUACCAACAAGUUUUGGGUCGCUGGAGCAACAGCAACAGCAACAGUUGCUGCUACCACCCGGAUUCGAAGAUCAGCACGGGAAUUUUGACAGCAACAUGACGCACGAUAUGUCGUCGAGUAUGUUUCGCUCGUCAAUGGCUCCUACUGAGCCGUACAACUCGUCACGGACAAUGCGAACACUUUCGAUCGACAGUUAUGCAACUCAAUCUAGUGUCGGCAGCACCCCUCCCGAUUAUUCACCCGUGGUUGCCCCGCUUGGAAGACCUAAGCGAGAAGGUGGGCUAAGAGAACCUUUUACGGAAAUGGCUACCACUCACGAGCCCAAGUUUUCACCAGACAAACGCAAGUUGUGCUGUGUAGAAGGCUGCACGAGUCAAGCUCGAGCCUUUAAUCGGUGUAAACGGCACGGCGGAUCGAAGCGCUGUUCAAGUCCAGGAUGCACGAAGAGCGUUCAGAGUCGCGGGCUGUGUAUCCGUCACGGCGGUGGAUCACGAUGCCAGGAGAGUGGCUGUACUCGUGCAUCACAGAGUCAUGGUCGAUGCAAAUUGCACGGUGGUGGGCGUCCAUGCAUCGUAGAAGGAUGCGAGAAGAAGGCUCACUUGAAGCGUUUGUGCCGCAAACAUGGUGGUGGCACGAAAUGCUGUGUGGCUGGCUGCAAAAAGUGGUCGCAGCGUCAAGGUAUGUGCAUGACGCACUCGAAGGUGGCUGGAUCGUACUGA
Messenger RNA from Peronospora farinosa, 1224 nucleotides. Lineage: Eukaryota; Oomycota; Peronosporomycetes; Peronosporales; Peronosporaceae. The record is from the annotation of a GenBank genome assembly.